GCUGAUUAUGGUUAGUCAAGAGCCGAAAUUAGCAAAACGCGGAUCCAAGCCUACUGGCGCCCUAUUUAAAGACAUCAAAACCAUCGGAAGACUUGAUACUGUUAAAGAUGACAGAGGGUUCACUGUUGUAGUGGAGGAAAGAGUCGACGAUGAACAGCAACAGAAGCAUCGGGAAAUUAUUGACCUCCUAGUCGCUGCAGGAUACUUCAGAGCGAGGAUUCAGGGACUCUCGCCUUUUGACCAAGUCGUCGGAGGUCUGGUUUGGUGCAUCACCAUUUGUAACUUCAACGUCGAUGUAGAUAUUCUGUUCCAGGAAAACGCGAACAUGGGAGACAAAAUAACACUGGUGGAGAAAAUAGUUGCCGUUUUACCUAAAAUGAAAUGCCCGCAUCUGAUUCAGCCGCACGAGAUCCAAGGGUUCAACUACAUAGCCAUAUUUCCAGUUAUCCAGUGGCUUGUUAAGCAGGUGUUGAUAUAUCGCGCAGAGCGUGGUGAUCAGAAUAAAGCACAAAGCGUGUUUAACUUCUCCAAGAAGUUUCAAAUUCCGACUUCUCCGAAUAAGCAGGUGGCUUUGAAUGCACAGUCAAAUGUACCAUCUGUAAGGAAAGACGGACUGCCUUCUAGAAACUACAAACGGGCCUCGAAUAAGAAAUUGAAAUCAGACCAGGCUCUCAUUCAGUGUACUUUGCUGGAGUUUGGAAAGAAAAGUGACAUAAUGCAGUUGAUCUCAGAAGGUGGCUCUGGAGUGAAUGAAGAGCAAGCUGAGUCCGCGGUGGAUCAGAUGAUGGGAGCCAUGGCCUCCUCUGGAACGGGAUCCUCAGGUGCCAAGAGUAACCAGCUCAAGAUGUCUUCAGAGACGGUCGGGUCAUUAUUGGGUGAGAAGAUGGACCAGGUAGCUCAGCUGCAGGCUCAUUUCGACUCGCUAAAACUGGAGGCAGAGAACUCGCCAGCUCAACAACACUCAAGACACGUUGCCAACAUCAAAGCAAGGAUUGCCGAAACUGAAAAGAUGCUGAUGGCCAAAGCUGAGACAUAUCAACAACUAACCGAGGACUUUAAAUCGAAGAAGACAGAACUCCUCGACUUACAGCAGAAAGUGGACAAUCUGGACGAAAAGAUCGGGGAGCUAAAAGCCUUAGAAACGGACGAAAACAAAGCGACGCUGGAGAAGCUACAAUCACUGAUAAAAGAGCAUGAACAAGUUAAAUCGAGUGAAUCAGCCUAUAAGUCAAAGUGUAAAGAGCAAAUGGAAGAACUAAACGAAAAAGUGAACAAUUUGAGAAAUUUGGUUGAAAAGAUUGCCAAUAACGACCCGGAAGCUAUUCCUGAAGAUGUUAAAGAAGCACACGAAGACUUGACGAGCCGAGUCGGUAAAGCGGAAGCUCUGAUUGGUCGGAAAAUGCGGGAAAUAGGUGACAUGCAGAAAAAACUGGACGACAUACCGAGUCGUGCGGAAUUGAGUCAGUAUCAGAAACGAUUCGUUGAGUUAUAUAAUCAGAUGUGUUUCAAGUACACCGAAACUAAACACCAUUUCACCCUGUAUAAUACACUCAGUGAUACGAAAAUGUACAUGGAAAAGGAAAUAGCGCUUUUGAACUCUAUUCACGACGGAUACGAGAUAGCUAUCAAAGGCUCUAAUGAUACCAAAAAGCAGUUCUUAUCCCAUAUCGAACAAGUAACUGAGAGUACGGGACUGACCAAAGACAAGGUGCUUCAGACCAAACUGAAUGCGAAAAAGCACAGAGAUGCUCUAAAUGGACAAAUGAUGGAUCUAUUGGACAAGCAACGUCAGUAUCAUUUGACAGCUAAAGAACUCCAAGAGGAGUUCAACAGCAUGAUGAAAAUUUAAACUGACUGAUGCUUACUCACACUUGAUGAGUUGUUUUUUUUUAAGCAGGAAUAUAGCUGAUAACCCAAUAUCCGAUUCUAUUCUAUGGAAAUGUUUUAUUUUUGAUACUGUAUUUAUUCUAUUUUUGCAAAUUUAAUUUAUUCGCGAAGUUAAUUAAGAAAAACUAAUUCGAAGCUUACACUUCUA
Molecule: messenger RNA, 2035 nt
Organism: Symsagittifera roscoffensis
Lineage: Eukaryota; Metazoa; Xenacoelomorpha; Acoela; Convolutidae
Product: coiled-coil domain-containing protein 93-like
Exons: 3
Coding region: 8-1849 (613 amino acids)
Biological process (GO): Golgi to plasma membrane transport
Source: RefSeq, a predicted model, not a curated record